Messenger RNA from Hipposideros armiger (great roundleaf bat), 449 nucleotides. It is a transcript of the gene LRRC20, whose product is annotated as leucine rich repeat containing 20. The transcript is spliced from 3 exons. Bases 63 to 449 code for a protein of 128 amino acids. The record is from RefSeq and is a predicted model, not a curated record. NCBI's taxonomy places the organism in Eukaryota, Metazoa, Chordata, Mammalia, Chiroptera, Hipposideridae.
GAUUGGCUUGGAGGCCCAGCGCUCAAAACCCGGGCGCCGCGCGCCCCUCCCUGCCGGCUCCAAUGUGCCGCUGUUGCAUGGGGCGCCGCCGGCGGCUGAGGGAGCGUGACUGCGCGGCGCAGGGCGCUAGGAGGCAUUGUCGCCAUCUGGCCGAGUGCAAACUGGUUUCUUUUCCCAUCGGCAUCUACAAGGUCCUGAGGAAUGUCACUGACCAGAUCCACCUCAUCACACUGGCCAACAAUGAGCUCAAGUCCCUCACCAGCAAGUUCAUGACCACGUUUUGUCAGCUCCGAGAUGUGCCCGUGGAGAAGCUGGCCGCCAUGCCCGCCUUGCGCAGCAUCAACCUCCGCCUCAACCCGCUGAACGCUGAGGUGCGCGUCAUCGCCCCGCCACUCAUCAAGUUUGACAUGCUCAUGUCUCCGGAGGGCGCUCGGGCCCCCCCACCUUAG